Molecule: messenger RNA, 2742 nt
Organism: Aspergillus nidulans FGSC A4
Lineage: Eukaryota; Fungi; Ascomycota; Eurotiomycetes; Eurotiales; Aspergillaceae
Product: FUSC family protein
Exons: 5
Coding region: 1-2742 (913 amino acids)
Cellular component (GO): membrane
Source: RefSeq, a predicted model, not a curated record
AUGGUCGCAACCAUAACGGUAUACUUCCACCCAGCUCGAUCGCAGGGGAGUAUGUUCAAGGCUUUGGUCUGUGCUUGUUUGGCCUUCAUCUACACGGCUUUUAUCUCGAUCACAAGUAUGUGCGUUGAAAUGUUCUUCCAAGACACACUACACUUGCUACCACUGGGGCACGCCAUUGUUCUUAUAGUGUUCUGCGGGGGCGGACUUGGUUUCAUCGGUUGGACGAAGCAAAGGCUGAAUGACCCCCUCGUCAACGUUGCAUGCUCUCUGGCUUCACUUUCGACGAUUAGUGUCUUGACAAAAGAAGGUGCAGUGCAAGCCGGAGAUUUAUCGUUUACGAAAAUUUCACACGUCUUGAAAAUGAUUAUCAUGGGGGUCUCUGCCACAAUGACUGUAUCAUUCUUAAUAUUUCCCAUAUCUGCGCGGAAGAAAUUGCGGUCAAAUCUCACCAGUGCCACCGAGACCAUGGCAACGAUGUUGGCUUUGAUCACAGAGAGCUUUCUGAGCGGCUCAGAAGAAGAGCUCCAAACUGCAGAAUUUGUCAAUGCAGCUGCGCAACAUAAAAAAGCAUACGGCCAGCUCGACUCUCUCGUCAAAGAAGCUAAGCUCGAGCACUAUGUGAGAGGAACUGAGAAGGAGUAUAGGUUGGAAAAGAACCUCGUUCGCUGGGUACAGGAUAUAACUCACAACUUGGGAGGCUUGCGCAGUGCUGCAUCAAUGCAGUUCCAGCUGCUUAAGCAGACAAAGCCUUUUGGUUCACCGCAGCCACAAAGCAUAGGGUUAUCCCAUCAAGGAGUUGACGUUUGCCGGUCAAUCAGUCCAUGGUCAAUGGCCGAGGAUCGACCUUAUUUGGAACCAAUUGACGAAAGGCCGGAAGACGAUAUAUCAGAACCCGAUGUCCUGAGGCCAACCCUAAGUCGUAGGCAGACUUCUGAAUCUGAGGCUAGUGCAGCUCUUCUUCCUGCAGAUAUUUUCGCUAUUUUUAUAGACCAUUUGGGACCAUCCAUGAGAUCACUUGCUUUCACGCUAAAGGAGAUAUUCAAGGAAAUACCUUUCGGACCGGCCCCCAGCUAUAAAGUCACUGUGGACAGCAGGUUCAUCACUAGCUUAGACCGUGCUCUUGAGCUUUACAAGGCAUCUCGAGAGGAAGCGCUGAAAUCUAUAUACCGGGAGAAAGAUAUCUUCAAGGUUAAGACCCUGGAAAUCGAAGCAGACCUGGAAGAGGUCGCCGCCAGUUGUGGGCAUUUCAGCUUUUCGCUUUUGGAGUUCGGCGAACAGUUAAAGGAGUUGCUCGCAAUAUUGGAUGAGCUACAGCUCGAGUCUGAAGAGCGACCCCAUGGAAGAUCUUGGAAUUGGUUGAAAUUCUGGCGUAAAAAUGACCUUGAGCGAAGAAGAUUCGCCGACUCAGACCAACCACUAAUAGAGUCGAGCCCUUUGCGGAACUCAAUUGCUAUUCCACAACCCUCGUACAGCUCUUCACAGCUUCAAAAUAGCGCUCCCGAAUUUAAGAAACCGUUUGCGAAGACCAGGAUCGGGUACCAAAUCUGGAGAUCACUCAGCGUGUUUCGACGCGAUGAUAUGAAAUUCGCGAUUAAGGUAGGGACUGGUGCAGCUCUCUAUGCCUGUCCUUCCUUUAUCACAUCCACUCGACCCAUUUAUUCACAUUGGCGAGGAGAAUGGGGUCUGCUGUCCUACAUGCUGGUUUGCUCUAUGACUAUCGGUGCCUCAAAUACCACUGGCUAUGCACGUUUUCUGGGAACAUGUCUCGGCGCAGUUUGCGCCAUCCUGUCAUGGUAUAUCACUGACGGGAAUGCGCUCGGCCUCGCCUUUUCAGGCCUGAUGAUGGCUACUUGGACGUCCUACAUCAUUAUCGUCAAACGUCAAGGCCCGAUGGGCCGCUUUAUUAUGCUUACAUAUAAUCUCUCGGUCUUGUACGCAUAUUCACUCACCCAGCAAGACGGCCAGGAUGACCAGGACGAGGGCGGAGAUAGUCCCGUCAUUACUGAAAUAGCGCUCCAUCGGGUCGUGGCCGUGUUCUCUGGUUGCAUCUGGGGUAUUAUCAUCACGCGGCUGAUAUGGCCCAUUAGUGCACGGAAGAGAUUGAAGGACGGGCUCGCGCUGUUAUGGCUUCGGUUGAGCUUAAUCUGGAAAUCUGGCCCGCUCUCUGCAACUCACAGUUCCAAGCAGCAAACUGAAUUCAUGACUGCAAGGGAUAAGCUUGAGGUUGAGCGAUUCCUAGCCCACCUCGAGUCUCUCCAGGUGUCUGCACGAUCCGAGUUUCAGCUUAAGCAAGCUUUUCCGGACGCUGUGUAUACUAAUCUUCUUGCGCACACACGAAACAUGGUUAAUGCUUUUGUGGCUAUGAACCUUGAGCUGGCCAAGAACAUGACUGCUUCGCAAGGCGAGCUAGCCAUUCUUGAUUAUACCGUCUCUGAGAGACGACAUUUGUCAUCUCGCAUUAGCCAUCUGCUGUCUUUCAUGGCGUCGUCCAUGAAAAUGGAAUAUCCCUUAGUCGAUAACCUGCCCAACGUUGAGCAUGCAAGAGACCGACUUCUCGCCCGUCUUUUCCACUACCGUAAGAAUUGGGAAAUAUCCAAGUCUUCGACAGAUGAAGAUUAUUCACUGCUCUAUGCAUACGUGCUGGUGACUGGACAAUUGUCGAAGGAAAUUGAGAGAAUAUCAGAAGAGAUUGGACGACUUUUUGGGGUCCUCGAUGAGAGCGCAGUAAAACUUUAUGCCUAG